GAUGUGUUCAGAGGUUACUGCUGGUUAAUGAGUAAUCCUACAGCACAUUAAAGUCCUGUGACUGCUCACAACACACAUCCAGACCUCCGACACCAUGAGUCUGCUGUUCUCAGCCGAAACAUGGGCGCUUCUCCUGCUGUGUGUGGCACUGCUCAUCAUGUAUGGGUGCUGGCCUCAUGGAUUCUUCAAAAAGUUGGGCAUUCCGGGUCCAAAGCCCCUUCCAUUCUUUGGGACCAUGCUGGAAUAUAGAAAGGGGUUCCACAAUUUCGAUACUGAGUGUUUCAAGAAGUAUGGAAGAGUUUGGGGCAUUUAUGACGCACGGCAGCCAGUUCUCUGCAUUCUGGAUCAGUCCAUCUUCAAGACCAUCCUGAUAAAAGAGUGUUACUCUUUCUUCACCAACAGAAGGAAUUUCCGUCUGAACGGUCCACUGUAUGACGCCGUGUCCAUCGCGGAGGACGAUGACUGGAGGAGAAUUCGCAGUGUUCUCUCUCCCUCCUUCACCAGCGGAAGGUUAAAGGAGAUGUUUGGCAUAAUGAAGACACACUCGAAUAUUUUAGUUGAGAAUAUGGGGAAAACGGCGAAGCGAGGAGAGUCUGUCGAUAUUAAAGAGUUCUUUGGAGCAUACAGUAUGGAUGUGGUGACCAGCACAGCGUUCAGUGUGGACAUCGACUCUCUCAACAACCCCAAAGAUCCAUUCGUGACGAACAUUAAAAAAAUGCUGAAGUUUGACUUCCUGAACCCUCUGUUCCUGUGCGCAGCAAUAUUUCCUUUCACCACACCAAUUUUCCAAAAAAUGGAUUUAGCCUUUUUUCCAACAUCUGUGACUGAUUUCUUCUACGCCGUCUUACAAAAGAUCAAGUCUGACAGAGUGGCCAAUGACCACAAGAGGAGAGUGGACUUCCUGCAGUUGAUGGUUGAUUCUCAGAAAGAAUUAAAGGCUGAACACGGGCACAGCGAGGAACACACAGAGAAAGGUUUGAGCGAUCAUGAGAUCUUGUCGCAGGCCAUGAUCUUCAUCUUUGCUGGUUAUGAGACCACCAGCAGUACUCUGUCGUUCUUGUUCUACAACCUUGCAACAAACCCAGAGACCAUGAAGAGACUGCAGGAGGAGAUCGAUGAGACCUUCCCUAAUAAUGCUCCAGUGGACUAUGAAAAGAUGAUGAACAUGGAUUAUCUGGAUGCUGCCCUGAACGAGUCCCUCAGGCUGUUCCCUGUCGCUGCUCGACUUGAACGGGUCUGCAAGAAAACCGUGGAGAUCAACGGUCUUGUUAUUCCUAAAGACACGGUUGUCAUGAUCCCAACCUACGUCCUCCACAGAGACCCGGAGUACUGGACAGAUCCAGAGAGCUUCACACCAGAGAGGUUUACCAAAGGAAAUAAGGAGUCCAUAGACCCCUACAUGUACAUGCCCUUCGGCGCCGGACCCAGGAACUGCAUCGGGAUGCGAUUCGCUCAGGUGUCCAUGAAACUGGCCAUCGUGGAGAUCUUGCAGAGGUUGGACGUCUCUGUGUGUGAAGAGACUCAGGUUCCUCUGGAGCUCGGUCUCAAUGGCCUUCUUUCUCCCAAAGACCCCAUCAAACUGAAACUCAUCCCCCGAAUCCUCUCAGAUGAUAUUUGUAACAACAACAAGUCAUGAUAAUCCAGAACGGUCCUAAAAUACUCGCUUCUCUUUCUGAGGAGAACACUAUAUUUGUCUUUUAAAAUAAAAGGAUGGUAGUCGGAAGACUUCAGUGAAGAGGAAGUUCCGACUCUGGGGAUUUGAGGGCCUUCGACUCAAAACAGAUUAAUUUAGUUGAUUUCCUUGAAGUGGAUGUUGGAUUGAUUCUGCUAUUGUACCUUGAGCACUGGGAGUUUUACUUUCAUGAAAGAUGAGAAUAAAGUUGAUUGAAAUUACAAA
This is a messenger RNA of Xyrauchen texanus (razorback sucker), 1897 nucleotides long. Its product is annotated as cytochrome P450 3A30. The record is from RefSeq and is a predicted model, not a curated record. Lineage: Eukaryota; Metazoa; Chordata; Actinopteri; Cypriniformes; Catostomidae. Gene Ontology annotation, molecular function: oxidoreductase activity, acting on paired donors, with incorporation or reduction of molecular oxygen, reduced flavin or flavoprotein as one donor, and incorporation of one atom of oxygen; steroid hydroxylase activity; iron ion binding. The transcript has 13 exons. Bases 95 to 1636 code for a protein of 513 amino acids.